CCCCCCCCCUCCCCUCCCCGGCCGCCGCCAUGUUGGAUGGUGCGUGUGGGUGUCAAACCCAGCCAGAGGCGGCGGCGGCGGCCGGGUACCGGGACAUCCCCCUCCGCGUCUCCCGCGGUCCUUUCCCCGCUCCUCCCGCACCCUCCGCCAGUACCUUUGCUGCUACAGAUUGGGCCUGGGUAGUCAGUGUGCUGCGUUAUAUGAAGCAUUAUUGUUGUGGUGAAGUGUAUUGAAACAAGAAUUAUCGCAGGCUACCCACAAUGGAAGUUUCCUAUUUUAAAGCCGUAAGGCAUAUUGAUAAUGUUUGGUCUCGGUUUUAUUUGGCCAAGAGGUUGAGCUAAGUAGCGUUGGAUAAUAUUUGGGCAAGAAAAGUCCUAUCUGCGAGUUACUUGGUGGUCCUGUCCUAAUAGGAGAAGAGAUAUCCGAGACCUGGCUGUCGAGUAGCCUCGAUGGUCAUGAUUUUCAUUUUCUCAUGUCAUUCUCUUGAAGAGAGGAAAUGAUUGUAGUGGAACGUGUUACAAAUAAGCAACUGAUACGGAGCCUUCGCAGUUUGGAAACGUUCAUAGAAGAGCAAAUAUAGCUCUUUUUGUUUGUGUUCUGGUAUCUGUCUUGUUAAAAAGGGAAAAAGGGAAAUAAAAAUGACGACUUCGUCAAUUAGACGGCAGAUGAAGAACAUUGUGAACAAUUACUCAGAGGCCGAAAUAAAAGUUCGGGAAGCGACCUCUAAUGACCCCUGGGGUCCCUCAAGUUCAUUAAUGACUGAAAUAGCAGAUCUGACUUACAAUGUUGUGGCCUUUUCUGAAAUUAUGAGCAUGAUCUGGAAACGACUGAAUGACCAUGGCAAGAACUGGCGACAUGUAUACAAGGCCCUUACUCUGUUAGAUUACCUGAUUAAAACUGGUUCUGAGAGAGUGGCGCAGCAGUGUAAAGAGAAUAUUUUUGCUAUCCAGACAUUAAAAGAUUUUCAGUAUAUUGAUCGAGAUGGUAAGGACCAGGGCAUCAAUGUGAGGGAGAAAUCCAAGCAGCUAGUGUCUCUUCUGAAGGAUGAUGAGCGACUCAAGACAGAGAGGGCCCAAGCCCUGAAGACCAAAGAACGCAUGGCUCAGGUGGCCACUGGAGUGGGUAGCAAUCAGAUCACCUUUGGCCGAGGCUCCAGUCAGCCAAACCUAUCCACCAGCUACUCGGAGCAAGAAUAUGGAAAGUCUGGAGGAUCCCCAGCAUCUUACCAUGGCUCUACGUCCCCUCGAGUUUCCUCAGAGCUCGAGCAGGCCCGGCCUCAGACAAGUGGAGAAGAGGAGCUCCAACUGCAGCUCGCGCUGGCAAUGAGCCGGGAAGUGGCGGAGCAGGAGGAGCGCCUCAGACGCGGAGAUGAUCUGAGAUUACAGAUGGCUCUGGAGGAGAGUCGCAGAGACACAAUUAAAAUUCCCAAAAAGAAGGAGCAUACCACUUUGUUGGACCUAAUGGAUGCCCUGCCCUCAUCGGCACCGGCCCCACAGAAAACGGAGCCUUGGGGACCUCCUGCUGUUGCAAACCAAACUGAUCCCUGGGGAGGAUCCACAGUUGCAGCUACUGCCUCUGACCCAUGGCAAUCAUUUGGUGCCAAACCAGCUGCUUCUGUUGACCCUUGGGCAGCACCUGCAGGAUCCACAGCUCAGUCUCUGUCCAAAAAUGUUGACCCUUGGGCUCCUGCUCAGCCAUCUUCUACUGCAGCAAAAUCCUCUGUGGAUCCUUGGGGACCAGCACCUGCAAACAAACCUCUCUCUACUUCUGGAAGUACAUCUUUUGACCUCUUCAGUAAUUUGAAUGGUACAGUUAAAGAUGAUUUUUCUGAAUUUGACACACUUCGAACUUCCAAAAAGCCAGCUGAAUCCGGUUCCACUUUGCCAUCUCAGCAUAGCGGUACCACAAGUCCUGAUCUCUUUGAUUCCCAGCACUCAAGCAUGACAUCAGGCAAACAAAGUGCAGCUCGGAAAACCCCUGAGUCUUUUUUGGGCCCCAAUGCUGCUUUGGUGAACCUGGAUUCACUGGUGUCUAAGCCACCACAGCCUGUUACUUCACUGAAUCCAUUCUUGGCACCAGGCGCUGCUACAGCACCAACUCCAAUCAACCCCUUCCAAGUGAAUCAGCCUCAGCCACUCACUCUAAAUCAGAUGAGAGCGAGUCCUGUGAUGGGAACCAGCCCUUCUUUCAGUGCUGUGCCACCGAUAAGCAUGGAGCCAAUACCUCUGUCUUCCAUGGCCCCAGUGCCUGUGGGAAUGGCACCGAUACCAGCUAUGGGCACUGUGGCUUCUAUAACAAGGAUGGGCCAGGGGCUGAAUGUGAGCAUUGCAGGAUCAAUGACCCAACCUCUUCACAGUACAGGAAUCCCGCCGUCAGCAUCCCAGUCUACAAAUACAACUAACCCUUUUCUCCUAUAAAGACCCAAUUAAAGGAACUUUCUUUUCAUAGUGUUUCCAGGCUGAAGUCUUUACAGCAAAAUGAACGUGGCCUGUGUGGACUGAACGGUGUGUAAGAGACUUGGAAGUAGAUUUGCAGUUUACAGUUAUGAUCUUUGAAGAGUUGUCUCUACUUACCAGUUAAUCUAAAUCUAGUCUUUGCUACAGAUGGUACCUUACUUUGGCUUGUUGAGCAUUAUGUGAAAUGUUCAGACUUUUCACCAAAGUUAGAUUCUGCCCAUUUUGUUACUUUGUUAAUCAUUUCAAUACACUUUCUAGGGAGAACCUGCCAUUUUAAACUCCGUUGGCUAUUUUGUAGAUGUCAGAUGAUGUGCUGGAUCCCGAAAUUACUAUUUACCUGCAUCUGUCACUUCCUAUGCCCAUAUGAUAGACCUGAGAUUCAGAGUGCUAGUGAAUGUUUUGCACAUAACUAUACACAGUUCUAGACUGUUGGUUCACCCAUAGUCCUUACUCUUAGAAGAGAACGAUUCGGAGGGCCCAGGUGGCUGGUUUUUAUGCAUUAAACAUUGCAACGCAAAAUCGCACGCUUUCGUAUCAGAGGUUUGACUGAGAAAGCAAGCUUGUCUCAAAAGGAAAAAAAAAACCACAGACAAAAAACCCAAGAACAUUCUCAAGUUGUCAAGUAUAACGUGUGCUGUUGUAUGCAGUGUUGAAUUUGUACACUACUCUCUAAGGACUCCUGAGGAACUCUCUGUGAGUGGCAUGCUGCACUCGUGCUGAGUGAGUGUCCUGCUCUGUGCUUGUCCAGUACCAGCUUCGUUUGGAAGUUAUCAUACGUAUUUUGUUUUUAUUUGACUUACAAUGUGAGUUGAAAGAAAAAAGAAACACAGUGGGACAACUUUGAAUUAAAUUUCACCGGGGCAAGCUUUAAAACUAAUUCAGGCUUAACCUUGCUAUAUGCAGUUACUCUUGUAUACUUUUGCACAUAUUUUGUUUAGUACAGUUUCAUAUUUGAGUUUGCAGAGUUACCUAAUAGUCCUUUUUUUGCUAAUUUUUAUAAUGUGGUUCUUAUUUAACUGUCUGGUUUUGAUAGAUUUAUCAAGUCUGGCUGAAAAAUUAAGAUAUUGGCAAAUGUCAUUUUUAUGGUUUUAAUGCCCUCUUAUUUAUGGUUUUAGCUCUUUGUUUCUGUAAAGAGAGUUUAAAAGGGAAGAUUAACACUAAAAUAUUUACUUUUAAAUGAAGUAUUCAUAAUGCAAAUCAAAACAAGAUCUCGUGACUAAUUAUUUUUAGAUGAAUUGAAUUUGAGCAUAACAUGAUUUAAGACUACAUUAAAAAGAAAAAACACUAAAGUCGCCUUUCCCUUGAUUUGUUCCCGCUUUCCGAUUACCAAAAUGGACAGAUGUUUAGCCUUUACAAAGAUCAGAAGAGAGGCUGUUUUUUCUUGUAAUACUUCUUGAGAUGUUAAAAAUUCUAAUGUACAAGCACGACUCAUUAAUUUUAUUGACUAAUUUUUCUUAAUGAAAGGUGCACACCAUAUUAAUAACCAGUUCCAUUUACAACUAUUAAUUGUAAGCUGAACUGUGCAUUUUAACUUGCAUGUCUGGACUCAUCGGCACUAAACCACGCUCAGGUUUCAGCCAGCGUUUCUGGUGGAAACCUGGCCUUCUCAAAGAUGGCAACGUUUCUGAGCUCUGCUUUCACAAGCAACGCCAGCGUCCGCAGAGCAUGUGGAAAGGGAUGUCCCAGUGCUUGCUACUGCCUUGAGGGCAUCUCUGAAUGAACUGAUGCAUCUUGGUGGCCUUUCCCUAAUUAGAAGGAGGGGAAAAAAAACCAAAAAAACAAAGAAGCUGAAAGAAAUUGCCAGAGUUGUGCGUUCUGGUGUAAUGAUGCUGUGUGGGACUGUGCCAGUCUCGGGUCGUGUGCCACAGGAAGGAGGGACUGGCUAAUGUAGAAGGGACUGGGUUAUAUCUUUUGGUGGGUAGGGGAGGCUGAAAGACUAUCAAAUCUAGGGUACAAUCACAGAUUUUAGCUGUGUAGGUCAGUGUAGCUCUAUUAGUAUAUGGAAUGCUAAAUGUGUGGAUGUUUCUAUGCAGAUUGUUCUAUCCUCUUGAAUACUAUCGGAUUUGCAAGUAGGAUUCAGAAUAUUCAUCUGCUCUUGUUUUUAUAUAGGAGGAAAGUUACUGUCCACACCCAGUAUGUCUUUAAAAAAACAAAACAAAAAACCAUUCAUGUUGCCUUUCAGAAUAAGGAAAAAUACUUUACUUUUUUGUUGUUGUUGAAGUUAUUGAAACGUGUAGACCAGGAAGGGUGUGAUUCUUGCAGAUGGGGGGGGGAAGUGCUUUCCAAUUGAUCUGUGGCAAGAUUUAUCUGUCAUUAUUUUUCCAAUUUAAUUUUAUCAACAGUGGAAUUGAGGUCACUUGAUGUUUUUCCCGUAGUCUGUCACCUGAGUGCAUUUGCAACAGUUAGAUGGGGCAUUGUCUAUUCAGCCAAAAAGUUCUAACCGCAUCCUCUCGUUAAACACUAGGUAACUGUUUUUGGAGGCAAGAUGGGGUUGAUAGUAAGUAUUUAAAACAAUGAAGUCAUCUGCAGUUCAGAGUCACGAUCUGUCACCAUGAAUUGAUAAAAAUGUGCUGUUUGUCUGGUAGGGAGCCCUAGCUUAAUGAAACUGCUGAAUGGCAAAUUGUUGCUUUUACCAAGCCACUUCUGUAAGAGCUGUAUUACUUUUACAUUAUAUAUAUAUAUAUAUAUACAUACAUACAUACAUAUAUCGCACAAUAAGCCAUGACAAGGCACUCUGAAGAGCGAUCAGCCCAGACUGUGGUGCUGUAAAGCAUUAGGCUAAGGACAAACCGUGCCGAGAUUCCCAGCCUGACGUGGGGGUUGUGGCAGGAGCCGAGUUCAAGACGGUAAGCAGCUGAUUUGGUGAAUCUGCUUGGUUCCUGGGGUGGAGACGUGCCCGUGUCUCAAGUAUCACGCAGGCGUGGGGUGCUGUAGCAGUGACGCUGAACGGUGGUUGCUGUCCUAGCCAGGUGAAGCUUCAGUUGUGUCCAGAAUGGUAAAUCUCUUUUUGCGAUAAUUUAACUGCUCUCCAGAAUAAUUCUUCCUCCCUCCUUGCCCUCCCACUUCUUUUUGCAUGGAGGACGUGUGCAUAUCCGAUCACAUCUGCUCUGGCGUAUUUCUCCAAAUGCAUUUCCCUCUUCCCCUUCUUUUCUCACUUGCAAAUAUUAAAAGUGCUUUUGAUUUUUAAAAUGUUAGUAUCCCAAAAUAGCCUUACUGGUCAAAUUGACCAAAGAUAAAGUGUUAAAUAUUUUGUAAAAAAAAAAAUAAAAAAAAUCUUGGCAUAAUUUUAAACCCAAAAUAAGCUCAGUUAUUUAUUCAGUUUUAUACUAUAUAGAAACUAAACUACAUGGAGGGGACAGGGAAGGAAAACCAUGGUGGGUUGUGGUGUUUACAGUCUUUUUGAAGUCCCGUAGCUAAGACAACUAUUGUUAUCCAUCUUCCCUUUUGCUGUUACGGUUUCUAAUGUGUACUGUAUGUAUUAAUAUUGCACAAAUUGUGGAGAAAUAUAUGGUUUAUUUUUCACAGCGGAAUCUCACAAGACUCGCUUCCUUUACAAGUGUUACAAUUUAAAUAUUUACCAAACUGUUUUCAUAAUACUGGGAGCCGGCUGCUUUUUAUGAAUUUGUGCUGACUAUUGACAUUAUUUACUGUAUAAAUAAUUUAUCAUUUGUACUAUUGUAUCAUAAUGUCUGUAUCUUUGUGUCAUUUUUCCCAAGCGAUGUCACAAAUGUGAUAUUUAAUAAUGCCAUCAGAACAGUGGAAAGACAAGGGGUUUGUAGGUGACUGGUCAGAAUUAAAAUUGUAUUGCUUAUAUUCCAGCUGUGUUGCUUUUUCAAGACUCUGCGUAGUGUUUAUAAUCCCAUUCAAAAAACUGUCACUGCCAUGCUUGAUUUAGUUUUCGAGAAAGUUGAUGGAUUGGUUGAGAUGAUCUAAGGUUUGUGCUAAAAGUCCUAGGUGCUAGGAGGAAUCUAACCGUUAUUGAGAGUAAUGCUUCUUGUACAUUGUCAAUGUGAUUUCUUCGAUGCAUUCAUCACUUUCCUGGGGCAGGCCUGCUCUUACUAUGAGAAAGGAGGGUUUCUAUAGAUCACUUAAAUCGGAAUCAGUUGAGACCUUACUAACUCAAUAAAAAUGAAGACUUGUUGUGUUGCA
This is a messenger RNA of Aquila chrysaetos chrysaetos, 6605 nucleotides long. It is a transcript of the gene EPN2, whose product is annotated as epsin 2. Bases 639 to 2417 code for a protein of 592 amino acids. The record is from RefSeq and is a predicted model, not a curated record. The transcript is spliced from 11 exons. Gene Ontology annotation, cellular component: plasma membrane; clathrin vesicle coat; endosome. Lineage: Eukaryota; Metazoa; Chordata; Aves; Accipitriformes; Accipitridae. Gene Ontology annotation, molecular function: phospholipid binding; clathrin binding. Gene Ontology annotation, biological process: endocytosis.